UCGAGCUCGAAGAGCAACUGACCAUCGUCCUCGACGAGUUACGAACGGAUCGAUCAUCAUCGCCUUGAACAUCGAGCACCAUGUCCGGUCCUCCUCCGCAAGCACAGGCUCCUCAGCCGCCGACGCCAGAAGCGUUGGCCGUCCACGACUUUUUGCGACACAAGAAGGAAUUGAAGAAUCGUACUGGUAUCCUCAAUGGGAAGAGACAUGAGUAUUUCAAGGGAAAACACGCUUUCGCACUCCUCCAAUCCCCCGCAUACCAAAAAGCACAAAAGAAGAAGGGUUCGAACCUCCCCGAAAUCAACAACCGUGAUCAAGCUGCCGAGGCACUGAGAUUGCUGCCUCUCCACCUGAUCGCACUCCGUGUCGACAAAUUCGCGGACCCGCACGCGGGCCACGGCCACGGCGCCGCAGAGAAGAAAAAGAAGCGGAAGAAGGGUGACUCAAGAACCCUCUCCAUCAUCCGCGAACAAGAAAUCUCCGAGGACCACCAUUACGCCUGGAUCCGCGAAGGCCCACAAACCAUGGCGAUCCUCGGCUCAGUCCUCCUCGUCCUCGUCAUCCUCGCCGGUGUCAUGUUCCCACUAUGGCCACCCACGAUGAGGUUGGGCGUGUGGUAUCUGUCUAUGGCGAUGUUGGGCGUGAUUGGGUUGUUUAUCGUGUUGGCGAUUGUGAGGUUGGUGUUGUUUGUUGUUACGAUGGUUGUUGCGAGUCCUGGGUUGUGGUUGUUUCCGAAUUUGUUUGAAGAUGUUGGGUUUUUUGAGUCGUUUGUGCCGGUUUGGGGAUGGGAGAAGGUAUGUCUACAGAGUCCUACGUUGGUUGGGUUGUACUAACUCUGCAAUAUAGCCAAAGAAGGUCAUGGGAAAGAAGAAGGCCGCUGUUACUCCUGGUGAGCAGAAG
Messenger RNA from Saitoella complicata NRRL Y-17804, 900 nucleotides. Its product is annotated as translocation protein. The transcript is spliced from 2 exons. The coding region runs from base 81 to 833 and encodes 250 amino acids. Gene Ontology annotation, cellular component: endoplasmic reticulum; endoplasmic reticulum membrane. The record is from RefSeq and is a predicted model, not a curated record. Gene Ontology annotation, biological process: post-translational protein targeting to membrane, translocation. NCBI's taxonomy places the organism in Eukaryota, Fungi, Ascomycota, Saitoellomycetes, Saitoellales, Saitoellaceae.